This is a messenger RNA of Phoenix dactylifera (date palm), 2226 nucleotides long. The record is from RefSeq and is a predicted model, not a curated record. NCBI's taxonomy places the organism in Eukaryota, Viridiplantae, Streptophyta, Magnoliopsida, Arecales, Arecaceae.
UUAAGAGAUAGAGAGAUAGCAGUCCUUGGAGCGCACAAAGCUGCCGAAACUAUGGAUGAGGAGAGCAUAAUUAGCACAACAACACAAAUAGAUUCUGAUCUUGAAGUUCUUCCGGACGAAGUCCCACCCUUUCGCAUAGCCAUAAAUCCUAUAUUGCUUCAAUCAGCAAGAUCAGGGGACAGAAGAAUUCUGGAUGAGUUACUACGACAAGGAGAUACCUGUUGCCUCCUUGGAGUUACACUGGAGGGGAACACAGCCCUCCAUAUAGCUGCUAGCCGAGGACAUCGCGAGAUUGCUGAGAUUUGUCAUAGAGAGAUCUCUCUUUUUACAGCACCAAACACGAGGCUGGACACUCCAUUGCAUUGUGCUGCAAGGGCUGGGUAUGACGAGGUGGUCACCUCCAUCAUCGAAUUUGCAAAGCAGAAAGGGAUCGAAGAAAGAGUGCUGCGGGCGAGGAACAGGGACGAGGCGAAUGCUUUGCAUGAGGCUGCCAAAUAUAACCACGUGGGCGUGGCCAGUGUACUGAUGGACGAGGAUGUCGGACUAGCAUCUAUGUUGAACGAAGCUGGCAUGUCUCCGCUCUAUCUGGCCAUCGCGAUCGGAUCCCUCGAUGUAGCUAGAGCCUUGCUACAAUCAUUCUCCAUGGAGAUUGAUUCUCCAGCAUAUUACGCCGGCCCUAACAAGAACACGGCGUUGCAUGCAGCAGUCCUCCUGAGUCCAGAAAUUACACGAGACUUAUUGGUUCGGAAGCCAGAGCUCGCCAAAGGUGUCGGUUUCUUGGGGAGAAUUCCUCUUCAUUAUGCAGCUUUAUAUGGUCAUCAUGAUACGGUGGAGCUAUUAUUAGAGCGACAUCCCUCUACGGCCUAUCUUUCAGAUGCCGAUGGCUCAUUUCCCAUACACAUGGCAGCUAGUAAGGGAAACGUUCGUAUACUUCAACAGAUUUUAAAACAGUGCCCGGAUAUAGAUGAAUUAUUAGACAAGGAGGGAAAUAAUUUUCUUCAUGUCGCUUUCAAAUGUGGAAGGUUAGAUGCGGUCAAGAAAAUUAUCUCCAGGAGACCGGAUCUCAGUAAGCUGUUAAAAGACCCGGAUAACGACGGAAAUACGCCGUUACACACGGCUGUUAAAAACGGUGCCCAGGGGAGCGUGCAUUUUCUUCUCCGGGACAAAACCGUAUGCGUCGACGUUAUCAACCACGACGGCUUCACCCCUCUCGACUUGGCGUACGGAAUGUUGGAUAAUAAAGACCUGCAAUUCCGGACGAAUACAGCAGAAGUUUGCAUUGCUAGCUGCCUGGCUUUAACAAAGGCUCCGACCAGUCCCCGAGAAUUGCGCGAUUUAGAAAGCGGUGAAUUAACCGGUGAUGAGACCAAAGAGAGACUGUCCGGCGACGAGGGCAAUGAAAUCGGGAGACAUGUGAAUUUCGCCAGAAAUCUCGGGAUUGCUACGGUGUUGAUUGCUACGGUCACAUUUGCUGCUGGUUUCACCCUCCCCGGGGGGUACAUAGAUGAUGAUCAUCCAGGCCGUGGCACAGCAGUUCUAGCAAAAGAGUAUGCCUUCAAGGUAUUCCUAGUCUCAGAUGCCACCGCGUUGGUCUGCUCCAUUGUAGCCACAUGCUGGCUUAUGUAUGCAGGAACGUCGAUAGUUGAUACACAUACUCGCAUACGAGCCCUUUGGGGGGCUAUAAAUUGUCUAUGGGUGGCAUUUGCGGGCAUGUGCACUGCAUUCGCCAUGGGUAUAUAUGUAGUGUUGCCUCCCAGCUGCAAGCGUAUCAGCAUUCUUUUAUGCAUCACUGCUCUCGGAGCCCCUCUUUUAGCUCAGAUGGUGGCAAAUUGUAACCUCCUUAGUUUGCUGAAAACAGUAAUAAUCAGGCAAGGGUAUAGACAAUGUAUUUGCCCAACCAUACACCCGCAUGAUAAGAAACGUCUUGGUCAUGCUUUGCUGCCGCCCGGUGGACGUCUCUAUACUUUGCUGCUCGAGACAUUGGGCCUUUAUCUUCUCUUUUUCCUGUCAGCGAUGCUCUAGGUGUGUAAAAAUCGAAACUAUUGGAAGCAGCAGUUGUCAGCAUGCAUGGCUGACAGAAGUCCAAAAAUAGCUUGUGGAUUGCAUCGGGAGUAAUAUUUUAAUUAUUUUUUAUUUUUCACAUGUAAAAUCUUCUGUCUCUAUGCUAAAAAUAUUAGCUUUUAUGGACGUGGCAAUGAAAUGUUUGUUCUCUUGCUCUCUUGUAAA